AUGAUAAGCGGCAAUAAUGGACGAAACACACGUGGCGAAGAUCCGGUUAAGAGAAGAGCUAGAAAUCGGUUAUCACAACGGACAUACCGUCUCAGGCAAUCUGAAAAAGUGAGGGAACUUCAAAGAUCUGCUGAAGCAGGAAGUGUAACACAAAACGAAGCAUUUGAAAGGAUACGUAACGAAAAUUAUCAUCUUCGCAAGCAGCUUGUCGAUGUACAAUCGACAUUGACUAAGCUCACAGAAACGUUGCAAUCCUUGACUGGCUCGGUUUCAAACGUUUUGCAUAAACCUUCAACUGCAGGCCCUGAGAGCGAGGCUGGAUUUGAAUCAUUGGAAGGCUUGAAAGGGGGCUUAUCCCAAGAUACGUUUCUCGAGGCCGAACUGCUGGAUUCUGCGGUUUGCUCCUUAUCUGAGGUACCUGAGCAGCUAUCAACACUUGAUACACUGAUACCCACUGGCUCUGCCUCGCAAGUAUAUCAACCUCCUCCUCACUUGGAAGCGCCGUGCGAAGCGUUUGACUGGCAAACCCUUCCCGGUGACAUCAACUGCAUAGUACCUCAGAUACCACAUAUCUGGAGCCAUGAGUACCAGAUGGGCCUCCAGCCAUACAUGAAAGCUCUAUCCCAUAGUGCAACUUCGAGCCUUAUAUUGGGCAAGCCUUGGGUUGAAACGAAUUCUCCAUUUUCGGAUCACAUAUCAACACUCCGCGACUUGAUGAGAACAAGUAUUGGCCAGACCGAGAUGCAAUCCGAACAGCAAGAAAGACCGUAUCGACAAGUUUUGGGAGUACUUGCACUCUUUAACAGCCUCACGCGCCCAGCAGCCAUGGCGUGGUAUGCGAAAACGAAAUUCUACCACAUCGUCGAUUUGACCGUUUGGCAGCUUAACCCAUGCCCAGAAAUGCUGUCAAAGGUACACACACAAUAUAAACCAACAAUGCUACAGUUACAGCACCAGUAUCCGAGUAUUAUCGACUGGGCCCCAUUCCCAGCGCUAAGGGAUCGAUUAAUUCGACUGCACGCUGCAAACCCCCAAAUCGACCAAAUAUUCGUGGAUAUCGUGAGCAGCUAUGUGGUAGAAGCCUGUCUGGCAGAUUUGGUCUUCGGCGCCCCUCCAACAAACGUGUAUGUACGGGUGACUGAUAUUGCCGAAGGAGCAGCUGUUAUGGGCAAUAAAAAUGUCGACCCAUCCACCGUACUUCCAGCUGCAGAUAUGGCAUUUCUGUUCUCUGUCCCUGAGUGUGCUCAAGCGGUAUUCAAACUUUUGAAUAUGGACCACGGGGUUUCUCAAUAUAAGCUCGACCCAUCGUUCUUUGGGACUUAUCCUGAACUGUUCGACCCUGAGAAUGAUAUUGCAGCAAAGGGUGUGUCUAUAAGGCCAAAUAGUCAAACACGCUUGCCCUGUCCAAGUCGUUUGGAUGACUUGACCUUCCAGACGUACCGGAGCUUUAUGGCAUUUCAUACUCUCGCGCCUUCUUGA
Penicillium samsonianum is the source of this 1479-nucleotide messenger RNA. Its product is annotated as bZIP transcription factor. The coding region runs from base 1 to 1479 and encodes 492 amino acids. Gene Ontology annotation, biological process: regulation of DNA-templated transcription. The transcript is spliced from 3 exons. The record is from RefSeq and is a predicted model, not a curated record. NCBI's taxonomy places the organism in Eukaryota, Fungi, Ascomycota, Eurotiomycetes, Eurotiales, Aspergillaceae. Gene Ontology annotation, molecular function: DNA-binding transcription factor activity.